AUGGUUGCAGCUCCUGCCACCACUCAUCCCCUGAAGGCAAUAACUGUUACUGAGGUGAAGAGUGCAGACAAGAAAGGUGUGAAAACACCUACAGCCUCGAAACCUACAGCAAAGCAAGACUUUGUGGAUCCAUUAAGUGGUACAGACCCACUGAGUACGGGUGUCACAGUGGUUUUUGAAGGUUCUGAUCCUUUGUCAAUGAUGGUGAAAGCUGAGGCAGGCUCUGUUGUCUCCGGAAAAUCUAGUCGAGCAGAUAGUAUUAAGAUAAAUGAUGAUACUGGAUUGAGUGAUACUUUUGAACCAUGGGCUUCAAAGAAAUCUGGCAUACUGGCCAAGUAUACAACAUCAGAAAAGUUGUCUAUCACUACUAGUUUUCUUUCAUCUUCUGAUCAUGAGCGAGUUGUGAUCAAGACCCAGACUCAAGUGAGUACAGUCAGUGACAAGGUGAAGAACAGACUGGAGCAGCUGGAUGAUUUUGAGGAGGGAUCUGUCAAAGAGAUGCUGAACCUUAGUCAACAGGAUUAUGUGAAGAGAAUCGAGGAACUGAACCAAGCCUUGAUAAGUGCAUGGGAUGCUGACCACCGAGUCAAAGCUUUAAAAAUUGCAAUUCAGUGCUCAAAACUGCUGGCAGAUACCUCUGUCAUUCCAUUCUACCCCAGCAAAUUUGUUCUGAUUACAGACAUCUUGGAUACAUUUGGUCGACUGGUUUACGAUCGUCUACUUGAUAAAGCUCAGACGUCUAUGCCAGGAACAAGACCCCACCGAUUGUCAGCCAAUUUCUCUUCUGAUGAAGUACCUGAGGCUGCAAAAGAAACUUGCAGAAAUUGGUUCUUCAAAAUUGCUUCCAUAAGAGAACUGAUUCCCAGAUUUUAUGUGGAAGCUGCAAUACUCAAGUCAUACAACUUUCUUAACACAGGAGAAUACACAGAUGUUUUACAGCGACUGUGCUUCAUGACCAGAGGCAUUGGGGAUCCCCUUGUAGCAAUUUAUGCAAGAUGUUACCUGUGUCGGGUUGGCAUGCUUGUGGCCCCGCGGUUCAAGAAUCAUAUACCUCAGUGUUUUGAGGAUUUUAUUGCCACGUUUCACCAGGUGCAAGGUGACAGUGUUCAGAAUAUUCUGGCAGUGCAGAAGCUGGAGCUGCCUCGCUAUCUAAGUUUGUUUUCCCCUGCCUUAGACUGGAUUCUGCAGUGUCUAGCACAUGAUGCUUCUGAGAACCUGCUCAAUGAAACACUGGAUAGAUGUAAACAGGGUUGCAAUAGUGCUCUGAUGAUCAACUCCAUCAUGUCUGCCUUCCAGCCUCAGUACAUUGCCAGUAGAGCUCUUGUUUUUACAGAGUUGAUCAGAGAUUGUGAGGACACUGGACUUCCUAAGUACAUCUUACAUCGCACGCUGGGGCUUUGCCUGGUAAUUGCUGACACACCUGCAGACCAGCAACUCCCUGUACUGAAUGAAGUAUGGAAAGCUGUGGUAAAGCUCAAGAAUCCAUCAGAAUAUAUCAGCUGUGCAGAAGUGUGGAUAGAAUUUGUGGUCAAACACUUUGGGAAGAAAGAAAUCAACACAAUCCUGGGUGACAUCAUCAAACAUGUGACACCAGACCGAGCUUACGAGGACUUCUACCCACAGCUGCAGUCGGUGGUUAGCAAGAUCAUGUCACACCAGCAUGAUUUUUCACUGCUGUUUUCUCUUGAAAAGUUCCUGCCCUUCGUUGAUAUGUUUCAAAGGGAAGCCAUCAAAGUUGACGUUUGCAAGUGCAUCUUGGAGUCAUUUAACAAACACCAGCUGCAGCCAAUGAAUGACCCCGUGGUCAUCAAUGCCAUGAUGUAUCUUGGGAAGAUCAUGCACGAUGCCGUUAAUGCUUUAACUUUGGAAGAUGAAAAGCGAGUUAUUAGUAAUUUGUUGUGUGGGUUUUUGCGAUUGGUGCAGUUUGGUCGAGAUUUUGAACAACAGCUGAGUUUCUAUGUUGAGUGCAGGGCUUACUUCAGUAACCUGGACCCGGUGCUUAUUACUUUGGUUCAGUCUGUUAACAAUUUGGCUGUUGAAACCAGAAAAGUUGUCAAGGGCAACCAUUCAAGGAAAACUGCUGCUUUUGUUCGGGCGUGUGCAGCAUUUUGUUUCAUUACCAUCCCAUCUCUGCAGUCUGUGUUUUCCCAACUACAGCUAUAUUUACUGUCAGGACAGGUGGCCCUACUCAAUCAGUGCUAUUCACAGGGUGAUGCAUUUUUCAGAGCAGCGGUAUCACUAGUAGCAGAUGUACCCAAAACAAUGGAUGUUGUAGACAGUAAGUCAAGGUCUUCAGAAUCGUUCUUGCUGGAGUACUUGUUUAGUUUUGUGUCUACACUUCUGGUUAUCCCGGACAGUCCAGAUAUGGGUGUGAUGUAUUUGCUGCGGGGAUUGCUCAACGUAUUACAGGACUAUACGUGGGAGCCAAACAGUGAUGCCCGUAUUCUAGUGUACACAAGAGUACUUUCCAUGUUGGCAGCAGCUUCACAGGAACACUAUCCAUAUCAUAUUGACAAAGUGGACUCAAAUGAUGCUAUGUAUGGCAGUGACCCCAAGUUUUUGGCUGAGUUACGGGCAAUUGCAGAUACACUGAUCGGAGAAAUGCUCUCCCACCUCAAAGCUAUAUCUGGCCCGGAGUUUGCAAAACGUCAGAGUUCUCUAGUGCUGGAGAUAAUAUCAGUACUGGUGGCAUUUUGUGACAUGAGCAAACCGUCUAUGUUGACAUUGACAACCAAUUUUUGGUCUUUGGCUCAAAAACAAGGCCAGGCAGACGUCAAGUUAAUGAAAAGAAUUCAGGACCACGUCAGAGCAAUGGCAGAUGAUGACAUACCAGGCUUCCAGACUUUGCUGCAAAAGCUUUCUCUGAGUGAAUGA
This is a messenger RNA of Candidula unifasciata, 2874 nucleotides long. The record is from the annotation of a GenBank genome assembly. Lineage: Eukaryota; Metazoa; Mollusca; Gastropoda; Stylommatophora; Geomitridae.